This is a messenger RNA of Ornithodoros turicata, 1950 nucleotides long. RefSeq names its product platelet glycoprotein 4-like. The coding region runs from base 231 to 1802 and encodes 523 amino acids. The transcript has 15 exons. Lineage: Eukaryota; Metazoa; Arthropoda; Arachnida; Ixodida; Argasidae. Gene Ontology annotation, cellular component: cytoplasm; membrane. Gene Ontology annotation, molecular function: scavenger receptor activity. The record is from RefSeq and is a predicted model, not a curated record.
GAUUCCGCAUUAUAGUGGCGCAACUUGCAAGUCUGCGUCGUCGAAGCCCUUGGUGACAGUUGAACAUAAACAGACUUCCGAAACUCGAACCCGCCUGACUCUCGCCUCCGGUGUCGUUUUUCAGUUCGUGCGUUGUGCUUUGCAGGCGUCUGCCGGAGCUCGGUGAGAUGUAUGCGGUAAAACCGAGGGAUGGUAGCAAGAUUCUCUGAGGAGCAUGCGUCUCCUUUGGGAUGGAGCUGCGGAGGAGAGUCGCUUCUACUGUUAUAGGGUUCUCCCUACUACUUCUCAUCUUCACCACCGUUGUUUUUCUCAAGUUUGAUACCAUCUACCGGAAGCUCCUUAACGAGCGUGUGAAAUUGCGGGAAGGAUCUCAGACAGACAAGUUGUGGAGGGAUGUUGGACUGGGAUUUCGAACAGCAGCCAAAUUCUACUUCUUCAACAUCACCAAUCCGGAGGAGAUUCAAAGGGGAGCUCCGGCUCAGCUCAGAGAGUUAGGACCAUACACGUACAGGACCAAAUGGGUGAGGGAUAACAUUACGUUCAACGGGAAUGGUACCGUCACAUUUACACAGAAGAUAUUCUACUUCUUCGACGAGCAAGAAUCUGGAGGUACCGAAGACGACGUCAUCACUAUCAUCAAUGUACCAUUAGCGGCCUUUGCCGACCAGAUCAAAGGGAAGAGCUUUGUGGUCAGGGGUUUGGCUCGAAUUCCAGUGAAGAAGUUUAAUCUGCAGCUCCUGGUGCGGCGCACUAUACGCGAGCUGACAUUCCAGGGAUAUCCCGAUGUUCUGGUAACUCUAAAGGAAAUGGCCAAGGACCGAGAAAAAGAUUUGAGCGGCCUCUUCCGUUCGGGGUUUCGUACCGCAGUCGACGUCCUUGGCAAGAAGUCUCAAGACUCUUUCAAGACGUUUUCCUUCAUGGGCGAUAAAAACGGAACUCGCAGUGAGACAAUGACCAUGUUUACCGGUGAAGGAGACAUCACCAAGGUCAACAACAUUCAACUUGUCAAUGGGGAAACUCACGUGCCAGUGUGGACGGAACCAUGCAACAUCGUCCAAGGCUCAUUUGGUCAAGUGCGACCCCCAUUCUCCGCCUCAAAUGACCAGGCUGUAUUCAUACCAGAUCUCCUCAGGUCAUUGCCUCUGUCGUAUGCUGGAAAGUCGGUGGUCAACCGCAUCAAGACACGACGCUUUUCGCUCGACGAGAAAGCGUUCGCCAGUGCUGAACUCGUUCCAGAGAAUGCAUGCUACGCUGGCUCAAGGACACUGCCCUCCGGCCUUGCAGAUUUAGGACCUCUACGAAUGGGAGCGCCGAUUGCAAUGUCACUGCCUCACUUCCUGAACGCGAAUGCCUCAUUACAAAAUGCCAUACAGGGCUUGAAGCCGAAUGGGGAACAGCACAUGCUGUACUUGGAUAGUGAUCCCGUAACUGGCGUCACACUGGCUGCAAGGGCACGCAUUCAACUCAAUGUUCUUCUGCAGCAGGUUCCGGGCUUCGAUCCUUUCAAAAACAUUCAAAGUCAAGUGGUGCCACUCUUCUGGCAGGAAACGUGUGCUGACGCAAAAGAGAACACGCUACGUAACAUUCGGCUGGCGACGAGGCUUCCCUUCUACGUUAAAACACUCGCCACUGUCCUGUUUGUGCUCAGCAUGAUCGCCUUCGCGGCCGCGCUCACCGUCCUCAUCAGGUUCGCUCGAUACCAGAAACGACGUAUAACUACAAAGGACGAGAAACAGAUCUCUGUUCUUCUGCUCGAGGGCUCCGGCCACCAGCCGUCGGAUAUCAAGUCUUCCAUUGUAUGAUUUUUUUUCCUAUCUUUUUUUCUAAGCUACGAAAGAAGAAAAGGCUCUAUUUUUGAUAAUCUCUUCUCCAAGAGAAGGAAUACUCGCAGUUUGUACCAUAGCCUUCCUUCUGAACGUACAUAUUGAAUAAAAGGCGAUUUAUUUUGUU